AUGGCUUACCAAUUAUCGAUAGAGGUGUUCGGUACCGGCGAGGAUCCCAACCACCGUUCCCACUGGGGGUUUAUGAUCCAUCAGCCGCCAAACACAACGGGAGACCUGCUUCAUGUGCGCCUGAUUGACAUGUACCGACUUUGGUACGAGUUCGAGUCAAGGUCCAAUACCGAUAUUGUCGACAUGCAGGCCCUCGGAUUGUGUAGGCUGGCUGAGUUGACUCCGCAGCAGCGACUGCAGGCGAUUCAGAUCAUCAAGUCUGAGCCUGCACCGAGAGAUGGAUCGAGGAAGUGCCAGGAUUGGGUGUUUAGUACGUUGCUUUCGCUCGAGGUGGAAGAGUUAGUCCCGGAUGGGACGUCGGAGUUUUGGAAAGGAAUGGUUGGUAGGACGGCGAGGGAGGUUGAGAGGAGCAAUGGGGAUAGAUGGACUGCUCUUGAUUGA
This is a messenger RNA of Penicillium waksmanii, 441 nucleotides long. RefSeq lists its product as uncharacterized. The transcript has a single exon. Bases 1 to 441 code for a protein of 146 amino acids. Lineage: Eukaryota; Fungi; Ascomycota; Eurotiomycetes; Eurotiales; Aspergillaceae. The record is from RefSeq and is a predicted model, not a curated record.